Daldinia vernicosa is the source of this 8196-nucleotide messenger RNA. RefSeq lists its product as uncharacterized. The coding region runs from base 1 to 8196 and encodes 2731 amino acids. The record is from RefSeq and is a predicted model, not a curated record. Gene Ontology annotation, biological process: fatty acid biosynthetic process; secondary metabolite biosynthetic process. Gene Ontology annotation, molecular function: phosphopantetheine binding; 3-oxoacyl-[acyl-carrier-protein] synthase activity; fatty acid synthase activity. The transcript is spliced from 5 exons. Lineage: Eukaryota; Fungi; Ascomycota; Sordariomycetes; Xylariales; Hypoxylaceae.
AUGGCGACUUCAGCAAGUUCCAACGAAGAGCAAAAGCCCAAUGCUGAGCUUGUGGCGAUUGCGGGCAUGGGGUGCCGAUGGCCCGGCGGCGUAGACUCGCCCCGGAAGAUGUGGUCCUUCUUGCGGAACCAAGGCUCUGGCUUCCGCCCCUUUGACUCCGCAUCUACGCCGCGAUGCUUCUCAGCCGCCGGGUUCCACCACCCCAAUCCGGGGCGGCCUGGCACGACGGCCACAGAGGGUGCGUUACUCGUCGACGGCGAUCCACGGUUGUUCGACCACGCCUUCUUCGGCAUCACGGGACGCGAGACUGAGACACUCGACCCUUCGCAGCGCAAGCUGCUCGAAGUGGUAUAUGAGGCGUUCGAGAAUGCCGGUGAGACGUGGGCUUCCGUCGCUGGAUCGAACACGGGAGUUUUCGUCGGAAACUUCGCGCUAGACCAUUGGACAAUUCAGACGCGUGAUUGGGAUUAUCCCAAGCCGUAUUCGACAACAGGGGCGAGCGCGAGCGUAUUGGCAAAUCGAAUCAGCCAUAUUUUUGAUUUGCGAGGACCGAGCGUCACCGUUAACACGGCUUGUUCUUCGUCCAUGUACGCAGUGCACUUAGCUGUCAGCGCGAUCCGCAACGGAGAUUGUGACUCGGCUAUCGUAGCAGCAUCGAACUGGAUCGCGGAUCCUAGCCUACACCUCGCACUCGAUAAACUGGGAGCUCUCUCUCCUACCUCAAGGUGCCACACGUUCGACGCGUCUGCUGACGGAUAUGCCCGUGGCGAGGGAUUCGCUGCGCUGUAUCUUAGACGGCUAUCGGUGGCAGUUACUAGCGAGUCACCUAUCCGUGCUGUGAUCAGGGGCACCGCCGUUAACGCAAACGGUCGCACCGGCGGAAUUACGCGCCCCAGUGCUGCUGGUCAGGAGGCUGUUAUCCGUAAAGCAUACGAAAACGCCGGGCUCCCGUUCUCGGAUACCACGUAUAUCGAGUGUCACGGUACGGGCACCCAAGCAGGAGAUCCGAUUGAGUUAGCGGCCGUAAGCCAGGUCUUCUCGUCUGGUGGGGGUCCAGAGGCAGAUAGUCCCGGGCCUCUAUUCGUCGGCUCCGUCAAGACCAAGAUGGGUCACGCCGAGGGGGCAAGUGCUCUGGCGGCCAUUAUGAAGAUUGUGCUCUCUCUAGAAUCAGGCGAGAUCCCGCCAAACGUUGGUGUUAAAGUAUUAAAUCCAAACAUUGAUUUUACCAAGGCUGGAAUGGAGGUUGCUAAGGAGGUUAUAGCUUGGCCCGAACACAGACCCCGUAGGGCUAGCAUUAACUCAUUCGGCUUUGGAGGCGCUAAUGGUCACUGCAUUAUCGACCAUGUCAGUGUGCUCUCUCUCGAUCGCGUAAGAUCUAGUCUUCGUGUGAACUUCAAUUCUGAGGCCGAUGGUCACACCCUCGAUGGUCAUGGUUAUGGUGCAAUCCAUAAUGUCUAUAUGCCCAUUGAUAACCGCCGAGGUCUCAACGGAAAUGAAGAACAGAAUCGGGAAGAACGAAUCCAUCACCAUCAUCCUAUCAUCAACGCUCCGAGCAUGACAAGGACUACCAACGCGACUACUCGGCAACUCGUGUUACUCCCCUUCUCCGCACAUAACAAGUCUUCUCUUCAGCUUAAUAUAGACGCCCUUUCGCUUGAUAUAUAUCAGCAUCGACUUUCAGAUGUGGCUUACACACUCAGCGCCAAGCGUUCCAACCUGUCAUAUAGGACCUUCCGCGUCGUGAACAGGGACAAUCUCGUUCCGGGUUUACUCGGCGUGGAAAGCAAGUUAGGCAUACAAACAAGCCCAACCCAUCAACAAGAUCAGCGGCUAGCAAAUGUAGCAUUUGUGUUCACCGGCCAAGGAGCCCAAUGGCAUGAAAUGGGUCUGCAACUUUUCGAGUACCGCGUAUUCUGCACCGCUAUCGAGUAUCUCGAUUAUAUCCUAAAGUCACUACCGAGGCCUCCGUCUACAUGGUCAAUCAUCGAGGUCCUUAAGGACAAUUGUGACCCGGGAAUUAUACAGACGCCAGCGGUAUCCCAGACCGUCUGCACGGCAAUCCAGAUCGGGCUAGUUGACUUGCUCGCCUCGUGGUCUAUCCGCCCCGUUGCCGUGGCCGGCCACUCGUCGGGCGAGAUAGCUGCAGCGUACGCUUCAGGACACGCUACGGCCGCAGACGCCAUCGUAGCGGCGUAUCUACGUGGUCAGGCUAUCAUGAAUAAUAAGCAGGAAGGGGUAAUGCUGGCCGUAGGCCUCGGGCCGGACCAGCUUCGAGAUUCGGGAUACCUACAUGAUCAGAAUCCUAGAGAUGGUCAAAUGCAGAUUGCCGCCGUAAACUCUCCAUGGAGCGUCACCGUGUCCGGGGAUGCGCCGGCUGUCGAGGCGCUUGCUGCCCGUUUGAGCGUCGACGGGAUCUUCAACCGUUUAUUGAAAACGGGAGGCAUCGCGUAUCAUUCACAUCACAUGAUUGCGCUGGGUCAGGAGUACGAAGAGAUGCUUUUGCGUGGAUUCCAGCAUAUAAGGCAGUCCGGGUUGGUUGACGAGCAGAAACGAUAUCCUCGUGUUCCGUGGGUGUCGUCCGUUACCCCUGAGAAAGAUCCACCAUCGAGUAUCGCUAGUAGUGCUGCGUACUGGAGAGCCAACCUCGAGUCACCAGUUAGAUUUUCUGAUGCCGUUUCAAAUCUGAUCAGACAGAACGCAGACUGUGCGCUUGACCAUGACCCUAUCAAAGUACUAGUUGAGAUUGGGCCUCACUCAGCACUAAAAGGGCCACUAGAGCAGAUCUUGAAAAGUAUGAACCAGACCCAGAUUGCGUAUGCCGGCUCUACUUUGAAGAGAGGCGAAGACUCCCGCAAAUCGAUCCUUCAGCCCGUUGGGGCACUCUAUUGUCUCAACGCUCGGACUAAUCUGGUUGCCGUCAACGCGGUCGACAACGACGAUGGCCGCUUGUAUGGAGACGAAUUAAAUGAUAAAUAUGAUCUCAUUCAUGGGUGCACCGCGGUUGACCUCCCGCCAUAUCAGCAUACAUAUGGGCCAAUAAACUAUUAUGAGUGCCGCUCAAGCAAAGAAUACCGUCUCCAGAAAGUCCCACGACACGACCUACUCGGUUCCAAGGUCCCCGGCGUUGCGAAGUUAAGACCUCAGUGGCGGAACGUCCUGCGUGUGAAGGACUUGCCUUGGCUAAGUGACCAUCGAUUAUUGCCAGAUGCGGUUUUCCCUGCCGCAGGGUAUAUUGCCAUGGCUAUAGAAGCCGCACUGCGUACUUAUGAGGAGUAUCCCCAACCAUGCCCCAAGCCGACGGGCUACGCGCUACGCAAUGUUUCGAUCAACACGGCCCUAAGGAUACCGGAAGAUGACGAUGGCGUUGAAGUCAUUUUAAGUAUGGAGCUCGACGCUGCUCCGACGGCAUCGACUUCGUGGGCACGCUUCUCCAUCAGCUCUGCCGGACGGGCUGAUGUCGAUUCCAUCGAUAGUACGUGGACUGAGCACUGCACCGGGGUUGGCAAGGUAGAAGGCGGAAGCUUGUAUGAUAAGGCCGAGAAGAUCGAUACAUCAUCCAUGGAUGCCCGCCUAAUCGAUGCACGGUCGUGGUAUAAGACCUUCGCAGCUAUCGGACUUGGAUACGGCUCUACAUUCCGGGCAGUCACAAACAUUCGUGCCGACCCAGAUAUGAAGCUUGCCUCCGCCACCGUAGCGCUCAACACUACGAAAGGUAUAGUCCAGGGGGGCGAGUCAAGAUAUGCAAUUCACCCGGCAGCUCUUGACGCUGCUUUUCAACUCGGGCUUAUUUCCUGUUACGGGGCCAAUGGGAUCAACGACGGAGAUCGUGACGUCGCCGAGACCGUCGCACUAGGUGAAUUCCGCGGCCUCAGGGGCGCGUAUAUAAACCAGUUACAGAUGCUAGGACAAGACGGCGAUGUGGUUCUCGAUAUCGAAAAACUCCGGUGUAUCAGCUAUAUUGGCGAGGCACAGAUCAGCGAUCAGACUAAAAGUGGUACGCAGCCGGCAUUCAGUGCCCCUUUUGCACGGAUGGUAUGGAAGCCCGACUUUCGCUCCCUGAACUACCAGUCAUGUCGUACGCUAUUCCCCCCGCCUAUGGAAAACGUAGAUCGUCUUGAUUCCAUAGAGAAGCUGAACAAGAUGGCCUGCGCCAUCCUUGUGGACGUGGAUGAAACAUUUGCGAAGGGCAACGAUAAGGUCAUACCAUCCCCUACACCGUCGGGGAAUGUAGGUCACUUUUUUGCGUGGAUCAAGCGGUGCGUCGAGGGAGCUGAAAUCUCCGGGAUAGCCGAGGCUAAACAACUGUCCUCCUGGGAGCGGCGUAAAACAAUUAACCAGCUCUACCUCGAAACCAAGGAGACCCCCGAGGCCCAGAUAGCCAAACGGUUACAUGAGAAUAUGGCCGAUGUUCUCUUUGAGCGCCACACUGGUAUCGACAUUAUAGUCCAUCGCAGCGAUAGUAUUAACCUCCUAUCGGAACUAUACCAGCGCGGUAUCUUCAUGACAAGCGCAUACCCGCAGCUCUCGCGAAUCCUAGAUAGUCUAGCCCACGCGAACCCGCACCUACGCAUUUUGGAGCUUGGUGCUGGGACCGGCGGCGCCACGCGUGUUGCCAUGAAGGCGCUCACGGGACCCAACAGUAUUAAGCGCUACCGUGAAUACGUCUUCACCGACAUCUCGCCUGGUUUUCUAGCUGCAGCACAGGCAUCUAUGGUCGAAUUUCACGAUAUCAGCUACUCUGUCCUGGAUAUAGAGGCGGAUCCCGCAGUGCAGGGCUACCUGCCUGUAUACGACGUUGUUUUGGCCUCGCAGAUUUUGCACGCAACGGCCAGCAUCUCGGAAACACUCAAAAAUUGCCGGAAACUUCUCAGGCCGGGAGGAAAGCUUCUAUUGGUGGAGACCACCAAAACGGACAGCGUAAUCAUCGGGCUCAUCUCAGGCACAUUGACUGGAUAUUGGCACGGAAUACCCGACGGUAGGGUAAACGGCCCAUACGUAAACUUGGAAACGUGGGAUCAAGCCCUAAAAGGGGUGGGCUUCUCCGGUACUGAAAUGGUGUUGGAUGACUACCCUCGGCCGAAUAAUGUGACAACUACCCUAGUCUCAACGCUUAUGGAGAUUGAUAGCGCACACUGGAAGAAUAAGAAAACAAACGGAAUCUUAGCAGGUACCGAAGUUCAACUUCUUCACAGCCUUAAACAAAAUCCGCCGCUUCUUAGUAGGCUCCAACAUGAGUUAGAACAGUGUGGCAUAACGUCCCGAACCGCAUCACUCGACCAAGCGUCAAAGAUAAUAUCGCCAGACGCCCACGUAGUGGUUUUCCUGGACGGCGAGAAAGACUUUCUUCUCGAUACCGAAGGACAUCACCUUGCCACGUUUCAACACCUCGCGCGCAAUGCAGCAACCUUGAUCUGCUUAACGUUCUGUGGGUUUUCAAGAGGUCGAAACCCCGAAGGAGCGUUAAUCCCCGGACUAUUACGGACGAUUGGGACAGAAAACCCUGCGAAUCGAUUUAUCUCAAUCGAUAUUUCUGUCGAGGAUUCCGGUCUUGCCACAUAUGACUCUGGAGAUCUCACUCGCUGCGUAGUGGACCAACUUUUCCCGCUACCUAGUGAACUUCAAGAUGACGAAGAGAGUGAAGAUCUUCGAACGAACGACUGCGAGUACGUCUGGCAAGACGGCUGUCUCUGGGUCAGCCGGGCUGUACCUGAUGACACUCUUCGGUCAUACGCAGAAACAUCUCCCAAUGAGAGCCGAGACCAAUAUAGCGAGACUUUGUCGUUGCAGCCGCUCGAUAGCCAAGGUCCCAUUCGGGCAGUAUUCUCUAAGCCUGGCCUGCUCAGCUCUUUAUACUAUCGGCCCUACAAAGAGCUAUUAUCACCAAUACCAUCGAAUUACAUCGACGUCAAAGUUGCAGCAGUGGGCCUUAACUGGAAGGAUCUCGCCAUCUCGUCUGGCCAUUUUGACGCCGAAAAUCUGUCGUCUGAAUAUGCUGGCAUCGUGACGGCCGUGGGUGCCGACGCGGCUAGCUCGUUUUGCGUCGGCGACCGCGUAUACGGCGUGGGCCGCGGUCACUUCGGGAACUACACUCGUGUCCCGGCCGCGUUUGCGCAAAAGCUAAGCGCUCAAGAUAACCUCGUCGAAGUUGCGACUAUGCCCUUGGUGUAUAUGACAGCUGUUUACGCGUUUGACUACGUUGCUCGAUUACGACAGGGGCACAAGGUCCUUAUCCAGUCCGCCACUGGCGGACUCGGGCUCGCAGCCAUUCAACUUGCGCGGGCGAAGGGUGCCGAGGUCUUUGCCAUGGUGGGCACGGUAGAGAAGGCGGAUUUUUUAAUCCGAGAGAUGAAACUACCAGAAUCGCACGUCAUUGCCGUCGCAUCAAGAGACAGCGCAUCUGCUCUAGAUAAAAAGCUCGCUCGUAUGACGCCCCACGGCCGUGGCUUCGACAUAAUACUUAGUACGGCUCGAGGAGAUGUAUUGCACGCGUCCAUCGAAGCACUGGCACCGCUAGGUCACCUAGUCGAUGUGGGACGUACCGAUGUGCAGGAAUCCAAGGCUUUAGGGAUGGAGCUUUUCGGCAAGAGUGCUAAUUUCUCCUCGUUUGACCUCUCACUUGUUCUCGACGCUGACCCCGCGCUCGGCAAGGAGUUAAUGCAAGCCGUCCAUAGAUAUUAUCGAGAUGGGCUUAUUAGGCCCGUUUACCCAUUCUCGGCCACUGACGUAUCCAAGCUUGACCAGGUCCUGUUAAGGUUCUCUAAGGGUACGCAUCUCGGUAAACUGGUGGUGACGUUUCAGGAUCCACAGACACAGGUUAAGAUGCUCCCAAUAUCGUCCCGGCAGCAUGUCCAGUUCGACCCCGCGGCAUAUUAUAUCGUAGUGGGAGGAUUCGGUGGCCUCGGAAGAUCCAUUAUCAGAUGGAUGUGCCAACGCGGAGCUCGCAACUUGGUAGUCUUAUCCAGACGUGGAUUAGAGAAAAGUUCCUCUGCAGCACAAAACCUCGUAAACACACUCGGUCAACGUGGUAUCAAUAUUCAACCCUUGACAUGCGAUAUCAGCGACCGGUCUCAAGUAACGCGCCUUAUAGAAAAUAUCUCAUUAGUCUCCCCAAAUACCCCCGUCAAAGGUAUUAUUCACGCCGCUGUCUCCUACCUCGACCUCUCUUUCGAUAAACUGACCGUCCAGCGAUGGCGCGACAGCCUAGCUGCUAAGGUUCAGGGGAGCAAGAAUCUGCACGAAGCGACCCUAUCUCUCCCCUAUGGACAGCUAGACUUCUUCGUCAUGAUCACCUCACUUGAGUCCAUCUGCGCCUUGGCCACGCAGAGCGCAUACACGGCCGCCAACGCAUUCCAGGAUUCAUUUGCGAAGUACCGCCGACGUCUCGGCAUGCCCGCAACGAGCAUAUCAUUAGGAUUAGUUAAGGGUAUCGGCGAGCUGGGUCAGGACUCCAUCGCAGUGGAUAUGUUUGCGCGGAACAAGGGUCUGACGCUCUCUGAGGGGGAGUUCCUUGCCCGGCUAGAACCGGCAUUUCUCAACAAUGGCCUGGCCAGCAACAGUGGCGACGAUGAUGGCUAUGGCGACAACUGGAUUGGCCAAGCCGAGGACCCGUCUUCUGCUUCCAAUAUCCUCACUUGUAUAGACCCGGCUGCAAUGGCGGCUAUGGAGCGUGACGAGGACGAAGCACGAGACGCAGACCCGGCCCGGCCGUCAAGGAGAGCCAUCCCUCGCUGGUAUGGCGACGGACGCGUUUCGCUAAUUAUACGCGCUUUCGAGGAUGCGCGACGAAACCAACACAUAAAUAAAUCUUCGGACACCGGGGCGGCAGCAGCGCAAGGAGGAGACGAUAACGCCAGUAAGUCAUCCAUCAGUCGCAUCCGCCGGCAAUUCGAUACAGAGGUCACCGCAGAGGCCCCGGAACGUGCCAAAAUAGUUGGAUUUGUCACAAGCGCCAUCUCGACGGCCGUAGCCGAGAUGCUCUUCGUAGACGUCUCGAACACUAAUCCGGGGCGGUCUGUGGCUGACCACGGCGUCGACAGCCUGAUCACGGCAGAACUGCGAAACUGGUUUCACCAGGCGCUAGGGGCGAAGAUAAAUACGCUGGAGUUACUGGACGCGAGGUUGAGUAUUGCGGCGCUGGCGGAUAGAAUUGUAGAUACAGCGUUAGCUAAGAGGCAUGAUGUACAAGAGGGUAAGUGA